GCUGAAUCGACAGCUCUGCAAACAUUCGUGAGCCAACUCGAAGAGAAGUAAAAAUGCAUUUAUAUCACUUAACGUUACAGCCGCCGACGGUCAUCAACCAGACUGCCGUCGGAAACUUCUCAGGUACUCGGCAACAAGAAAUUAUUGUUGCUCGAGGGUCACGACUGGAGCUUCUUCGACCUGACGCCAACGGCAAGGUGACAACUGUUCUUGCCCAGGAUGCAUUUGCCAGCAUCCGCUCACUAUCUGCCUUCCGACUUACAGGAGGCACAAAGGAUUACAUCGUAAUAGGUUCCGACGCUGGUCGCAUCGUUAUCCUAGAGUAUGACGCCAAAAAUAACGCCUUCAACAAGCUUCAGCAAGAAACAUUUGGGAAGUCCGGGGCGCGUCGUAUUGUGCCCGGACAAUACCUCGCUGUCGAUCCGAAAGGACGGGCCGUAAUGAUUGGAGCGGUUGAGAAAGCCAAGCUCGUAUACAUUCUCAAUCGAGAUGCUGCGGCUAAUCUUACGAUUUCGUCGCCCCUUGAAGCACAUAAAAAUCAUGCUAUAAUUCAUCACCUUGUUGCCGUUGAUGUUGGAUUUGAGAAUCCAAUGUAUGCUGCACUGGAAGUAGAUUACUCAGAAUCCGAUCGUGACCCGACCGGGGAGGCGUUUAAUAACACUGACAAGAUGCUCACUUUCUACGAACUUGAUUUGGGUCUAAACCAUGUCGUUCGCAAGUGGAGUGAGCCAACGGACCCCAGGGCAAAUCUGCUUGUGCAGGUACCUGGUGGUCAAUCUGCCAGUACGAACAAAUUUGAUGGUCCCUCAGGUGUCCUCAUUUGCUGUGAAGACCAUAUUAUAUAUCGCCACAUGGAUCACGAGCAACACCGCGUCCCGAUACCACGCCGCCUGCAUCCUUUACGAGACCCAGAACGGGGCUUGAUUAUCGUUUCUGCCGUCAUGCACAAAAUGAAGGGAGCUUUCUUCUUUUUGUUGCAUUCCGAAGAGGGCGAUCUGUACAAAGUAACAAUUGACCAUGAGGAUGAGGAGGUCAAAGCUCUCAAGAUAAAGUACUUUGAUACCGUUCCCAUUUCUUCGAGCCUCUGCAUCUUGAAGUCCGGUUUCCUGUUCGUUGCCUCGGAGUUUGGGAAUCACCAUCUGUAUCAGUUCCAGAAGCUGGGUGAUGACGACGAGGAAACGGAAUUCACUUCAACUGAUUAUCCUAAGUUUGGCAUGGAGGAUCCUUCGCUUCCCCUUCCUUUGGCAACAUUCAAACCCCGCGCACUGGAGAACCUGGCACUUGUUGACGAGCUUGAGUCUUUGGAUCCCAUCAUUGAUGGCCGUGUUGCCAAUCUGCUCGAAGCUGCUGGCGAAACGCCUCAGGUAUUCACUGCAUGCGGCCGCGGUCCUAGAAGCACUUUCCGUAUGCUUCGCCACGGUCUGGAGGCAGAGGAAAGCGUAAGUUCGGACUUGCCGGGUAUCCCAAAUGCAGUCUGGACUACAAAAUUGAAAGAAGAUGAUCAAUAUGACUCGUAUAUUAUCCUCUCUUUCGUAAACGGUACCUUGGUUCUGUCUGUUGGCGAAACUAUAGAGGAAGUCUCCGAUACUGGUUUGCUUUCCUCGGCUCCAACUCUGGCAGUACAGCAAAUAGGAGUGGAUGCCUUGCUUCAAGUCUAUCCUCAUGGAAUACGCCAUGUGCUUGCUGAUCGCAGGGUGAAUGAAUGGAAGGCCCCGCAAGGCCGCACAAUUGUUGCUGCCACGACCAAUAAGCGUCAGGUAGUCGUGGCCUUGAGUAGCGCGGAACUUGUCUACUUCGAGCUAGAUCUUGAUGGACAGCUGAAUGAGUACCAAGAUCGAAAGCCAAUGGGCAGUGCUGUGUUGACUAUGAGCAUCGCUGAAGUGCCACAGGGCCGCCAGCGAACACCAUAUCUAGCUGUCGGGUGUGAGGACCAGACUGUUCGGAUCGUUUCCCUCGAUCCUGAGAGUACGUUGGACACCAUAAGUCUGCAGGCACUCACGGCUCAACCAGCUUCCAUCUGCAUUGCUGAGAUGCUGGAUGCUAGCAUUGAUAAAAAUCAGCCCACUACAUUUGUCAACAUUGGUCUCGUAAACGGGGUAUUGUUACGUACGGUGCUUGACCCCAUCCAGGGGUCGCUGACCGAUACCAGAACACGAUUCCUUGGAACUCGCCCAGUCAAACUUGUACGCAUUCCUGUACAUGGUACUCCCAGCAUUCUUGCGUUAUCAAGCCGCUCGUGGCUCAACUAUACCUAUCAAAACCUUCUGCACUUCACCCCGCUCAUCUUUGAAAACUUGGACUACGCGUGGAGCUUCUCUGCUGAACUAUCUCCUGACGGACUAAUUGGAAUUUCCGGGAAUAUGCUUAGAAUUUUCCAAAUCCCCAAGCUUGGGGACAAGUUGAAGGAACGUACCAUGCCGCUUCUUUACACCCCUAGGAGAUUCAUUUCACAUCCGACCAGCAAGUUAUUCUACAUGAUUGAGACUGACCACCGAACGUUGAGCCCGGAAGCGGAGCAGGCCAAGCUAAAAGAGCUUGCUGCUGCAAGAGUCAGAGUUGAUGAAGAAAUACUGAACCUCCCAGCAGAAGUCUUUGGCAGACCAAAGGCUGAAAAAGGUCGAUGGGCUUCGUGCCUCAGAAUUAUUGAUCCUGUCCAGUGGGCAUCGCUACCGCCGAUUACAUUCGGGGGAAAUGAGGCAGCAUUCUCAUUAGCAGUCUUACCGUUCAACGAAAGAAAUGAGCUGCAUCUCGUCAUCGGAACAGCCAGAGACACUUUCUUGGCCCCUCGAUCUUGCUCGACCGGAGUACUCCGCACCUACCGAUUGCUUGACGAGGGUAGGACACUCGAAUUUCUUCAUGAGACCGAGGUGGAUGACGUCCCCACCGCUUUGGUUGGUUUCCGCGGUCGGUUGCUUGCUGGAGUGGGGAAAGCUUUGCGGAUAUAUGACAUUGGUAAAAAGAAGCUAUUGCGCAAAUGCGAGAAUAAGAGCUUCGCAUCCGCUAUCAUGACAUUGAAUACACAAGGGUACCGCAUCAUAGUCGGUGACGCCCAAGAUUCCUUGUUUUACUGCGUGUACAAGCCUCCAGAGAACCGCCUGCUGAUAUUCGCCGAUGAUACUCAGCCUCGAUGGAUAACAUCAGCAACGAUGAUGGAUUACGAAACCGUCGCUGGUGGCGACAAAUUUGGCAAUGUCUUCAUCAAUCGACUCCCCGCUUCCGUGACACCCAGUGUGGAUGACGACCCGACAGGGGCUGGCAUCAUGCACGAGAAGAGCAUAUUGAUGGGCGCACCACACAAGACGAUCCUUCUUGCCCAUUUCCAUAUCGGAGACAUCCCAACCAGCCUCCAGCGAGUAGCGCUUGUGCCAGGAGGCCGGGAAGUUCUUCUGUAUACUGGCCUGAUGGGAUCCAUUGGGCUCCUCGUUCCUUUCGUUUCGAAAGAAGACAUUGAAUUCAUGACGACGCUGGAACAGCACAUGCGCACUGAGGGUCUCGGGGGCCAAGGUGGCGGUGGCCUAAGUCUCCUCGGGCGAGACCAGAUGGCUUACCGCGGGUAUUAUGCUCCUGUGAAGGCCGUUGUAGAUGGCGAUCUUUGCGAGCGCUUUGCAAUGCUUCCCGCUGCGCGUCAGGCGGCGAUUGCAGGAGAACUGGAUAGGACGGUUGGCGAGGUGCUGAAAAAGCUUGAGGGACUACGGGUCUCUGCCUCUGGUGUUUAGUCACACCGGCGCAUCAUUGCUUUCAGAAGGUGACAACUACACUCAGUAUAAUGUAACCUUUGUACCCCGUAAUUUAUUGUCUUUACGCACUGCCCAAAACCUCAGAAGUUGAAUGAAAUGUAGCUAAGAAAUCC
Messenger RNA from Cantharellus anzutake, 3850 nucleotides. Its product is annotated as CPSF A subunit region-domain-containing protein. The record is from RefSeq and is a predicted model, not a curated record. Gene Ontology annotation, biological process: mRNA splicing, via spliceosome. Bases 54 to 3716 code for a protein of 1220 amino acids. Gene Ontology annotation, molecular function: U2 snRNA binding; protein binding. The transcript has 12 exons. Gene Ontology annotation, cellular component: U2 snRNP; nucleus. NCBI's taxonomy places the organism in Eukaryota, Fungi, Basidiomycota, Agaricomycetes, Cantharellales, Hydnaceae.